Molecule: messenger RNA, 1006 nt
Organism: Vespula pensylvanica (western yellowjacket)
Lineage: Eukaryota; Metazoa; Arthropoda; Insecta; Hymenoptera; Vespidae
Exons: 3
Coding region: 402-809 (135 amino acids)
Source: RefSeq, a predicted model, not a curated record
UUAUCUUAUAUCUUAUCAUUUUUUUUUAUUUCCGUCAUUUCUAUCUGUGUCUAUUUUUUAACUCCGAAUUAUUAUCAGUUAUAUCUUCCUUUUACGAUUUUCUUUGAUUAUACUUUACGUGUACAAAAGAAAAAAAUCGUCGAUAUAACGUGCGAAAGGAUCGUGCUUUCCCGCCAACGAGCAAACGGUUCCCUCGUUUCAACAAGGAAUAGGAUAGAACAUUGAACGUUGAAAGGAGAUAGAGAAUAGAGAGAGAAAGAGAAAGAGAAAAAAGAAAGAGAAAGAAAGACAGAGAUUCAUGGUCGUCUAAGUGAGGAUCGCGAAGUUACAAGGACUAAAAGUUUUCACAUUUAAAAGGAUUUGUUUAAAAUUGUUUUGUAUUCGAAGAGGGAUAAGAGAAAAUGGAACGCAAAGUCGUCAUUGUCAUCGUUACGCUCAUCACCACGAUCAUGUGGUACUCUACGGAAAGUGACAGCGCUGUGGUUAGAUCCUCCCAAGAAUUCUCUGAAGCAAUAGAAGAAAUGCUACGGAGUACGGUAAUUGACAAUGUUAGAGAUUUACGCUCGACUGAUCUUGAAGAACGAAACGGGACACGACAUAUUUGUCAAGGCAAUCCUUGCGGAUGGGCGAUCUAUACUAAGUUCACACGACGCUUCGAAUAUUUCAUGAGAAACACAUGCGAGUGCCCAGAUUAUUCGUACAAGUGCGUACAUACGGAGGACGAUUUAUCCGUAAGUGCAUACGUAUAUCGGUGUCGUCAAAACACGACGUCGAACGAUACUGAAGCACCCCCAGAAGACACGAAUUAGAAGACAGAGACUUAUCCAUUUCUUUUUUUCCUUUUAUUUUUUUUCUUUUUUUUUUUAAUCAAAGGCACCAAUAUCACAAAACAUAUUCAAUAAGUUUAAUGAUUAAUAUUUCACUGUAAAAAAAAAGCCAUAUCCAUCAAGCUUUUUUUGCAUCGAUUUAUUUUUAUGGGACGGUCCAGACGAUUUAAACGAUAAAA